CCCAGUCGCGGAGCGGACGGCAUGGCGGAGGCCUCGGGUUGUGCUGGGCCCUCUAUCCGCUAUUUCUGCACGGCCGGCCGGGGCCUGGAGCCCUUCCUGCUUCGGGAGGUACGGGCCCGGCUGGGCGCCACGCAGGUGGAGUAUGUUUCAGGAAAAGUUUUCUUUACCACCAAUUCUGAGUUGAGUAAAUUGAAGAAGCUGAAGUCUGGAGAACGAUUAUUUUUGCUGCUGAAAAAACAUGCACCAAUUUCUCUCUCUAGAAAUAAAGGAAAAGUAUUUAAUGAAAUUCAAAAACUUGUAAUUGAGGACCCCAGAUGUUGGCUGGAUAUUAUUUCCGUUUGGAAACAUCUUCAUGGAAAUAAGGUCGAACAAGGAAACCUCUCUAAAGAAAAUCCAAAAUCCCUAAAAAGAAAAUCCGAAGAAGAGAUAAGUAUCAGAAAUAAAAACCAGAAGAGAGAACAAAUAUUAGAGACAGUUUCUGAUGAAUGCCACAUGGAAGAGCAAAAGAAAAGUGUGGUACUAGAAACAAACAACGACAUGGACUUGUUGACUGAAAGCAAAACUUUUCUAGAAGAGACAUCUGAAAGUAGAAUAGAGAAAUCAGUUGAAAGCAAUAACCACAGCUUCAGUUUCAGAGUUUCUUGUCGCUGUAGUGGAGCAAUUGCAAAAGUAUUUACUUCACAGGAGGUGGGAAGAAUACUUGGAAUAACUCUUAUAAAACAGCUUGGGUGGAAAGCAGAUUUGAGAAACCCUGAUCUAGAGCUCUUUGUACAUCUAAAUGAUAUUUACUCGGUGGUGGGGAUUCCUGUCUUCAGACUUCCACUGGCGACCAGAGAGUAUAUCCAAACUGCAGGACUCCGAUCUACUGUAGCAUGGGCUAUGGCAUCUCUUGCUGAAAUCAGUGUAAGCAAACAUUGAUAUAGAUUAUUAAUAGUAGCAACAGAGGGGCCUUCAUAAUGAUAGGUUCUGUUGCUCAGAGGGCUAAGAAUUUCAUGAUCCAGUUAGUGGAGGUAGAGAUGGCCUUAGACACAUGUUAGAGGAACAUUAUGGAUACACUUUUUUCUCUAAAAGUGCCUGUCCUCUAACCAACAUACCAGCUUAGAUUUGGAUUUCAGAAAAUGUAAUUGAAGGUAUCUCAGUGAUUCUUAUACUUCUAAUGUCUUAUGGUAAGUCUGAUCUUGUAUAGUGCUGAUUAAAGUCAAGAAGGACUGACAGCAAUGGGAAUUUAUGGGCAUUCAUCAUGUCCCAGGGUCAAGCUCUGUCACAGAAGAUAAGUCAACAUCUUUUUGCUCUGAAUACAAUACCCCAUUUGUAAGAGCUGCAGUUCUGAAUCUCACCCCAAAUUAAAAAACACAGUAAAAGAACUAAAAAAGAGCCACCGUGGC
This is a messenger RNA of Terrapene triunguis (Three-toed box turtle), 1385 nucleotides long. RefSeq names its product THUMP domain containing 2 (gene THUMPD2). Gene Ontology annotation, molecular function: tRNA (guanine) methyltransferase activity; RNA binding. Gene Ontology annotation, biological process: tRNA methylation. The record is from RefSeq and is a predicted model, not a curated record. Lineage: Eukaryota; Metazoa; Chordata; Testudines; Emydidae. The coding region runs from base 22 to 918 and encodes 298 amino acids. The transcript is spliced from 6 exons.